Messenger RNA from Didymella exigua CBS 183.55, 897 nucleotides. Its product is annotated as Aldo/keto reductase. The record is from RefSeq and is a predicted model, not a curated record. Gene Ontology annotation, molecular function: aldose reductase (NADPH) activity. NCBI's taxonomy places the organism in Eukaryota, Fungi, Ascomycota, Dothideomycetes, Pleosporales, Didymellaceae. Gene Ontology annotation, cellular component: cytosol. Bases 1 to 897 code for a protein of 298 amino acids. The transcript is spliced from 3 exons.
AUGGCACCCAAGAACUGGACCAAGGAGCACUUCACGCUCAACACUGGCGCCAAGAUCCCCGCCGUUGGCCUUGGAACAUGGCAGUCGAAGCCUGGUGAGGUCCGCGAGGCCGUCAAGGUUGCCCUCCAGUCUGGCUACCGUCACAUCGACACUGCUCUUGCCUACGGCAACGAGAAGGAGGUCGGCGAGGGUAUCAAGGACUCCGGCGUCCCCCGUAAGGACAUCUGGGUUACGACCAAGCUUGACAACCCCUGGCACAAGCGCGUCGAGGACGGCAUCACCAGCUCGCUGAAGAGCCUUGGCCUCGACUACGUUGACCUGUACCUCAUGCACUGGCCCUCGUCGACCGACCCCGAGGACCUGAGCAAGCACUACCCCGACUGGGACUUCCGCGAUACUUGGGCCGAGCUUCAGAAGCUCCCCGAGUCCGGCCGCGUCAAGAACAUCGGCGUUUCCAACUUCGCCAUCAAGAACCUCGAGAAGCUCUUCGCCGACUCGCGCUUCAAGACCACACCGGCCGUUAAUCAGGUUGAGCUGCACCCCAACAACCCUUCCCCUAAGCUCCUCGACUACCUCAAGCAGAAGGGCAUCCACGCCACCGCCUACUCCUGCCUGGGUUCCACCGACUCGCCGCUGUACAAGAACGAGGAGCUCAAGAAGCUCGCCGAGAAGAAGGGCAAGACCGUUCAGCAAGUGCUACUUGUCUGGGGUCUUCAGCGCGGGUCCAGCGUGAUUCCCAAGUCGGUCUCUGCGCAGCGUAUUCAGGCCAACUUCGAGCUUGACGGCUGGGAGCUUACAGCAGACGAGGUCAAGGUGAUUGACUCGCUGCCCGAGCGCUUCAAGGUCUGCGGCGACUCUUGGUUGCCGGUCAAGGUUUUCUUUGGCGAUGACGAGUAG